Rangifer tarandus platyrhynchus (Svalbard reindeer) is the source of this 873-nucleotide messenger RNA. The record is from the annotation of a GenBank genome assembly. Lineage: Eukaryota; Metazoa; Chordata; Mammalia; Artiodactyla; Cervidae.
AUGUGCGGGUCGGUGGGGGAGGGAGCGCCGGGAAGGAGGCCUUGCUCGGGAUCACUUUAUACCUGCAGGAAGCACUUCAACGUGCUAAGCCCUCCUCCUAAGCCCUUCCACAGCAGCAUCCGCUUCACCAAGAAGCAGCGUUUUCCUGAGACCAUCAUCUCGCCCAGUAAACCGAUUCCCGCCCACCCAGCCCCAGGAGCCCUUCUGCUCGGGGAGGCCGCAGACAACCUGCGGCUGGAGGAUCACCCCGCGCCCCUGCGGCUGGCGGCGGGGAGAGAACCUCUCGGGAAACUUUUAGGACCGGCGGGGCCCGGCCCCCAAAUCCGCCCUCUUAUUGGUCCAUCAGGCGGGGUGACGCACGGAAAGGGCGUGGGGUCGGUACGGGCCGGAGUCCAUCAACGCGCAUGCGCCUUGUGGAGUGAGUGUGUGAUUGACAGCAGGGGCUGUGUGCGCGUGCGCGGGCCCAAAGGUGCGAAUUUGGCGCCCCGCGUGUGGUGGGACAGCAGCGUUCUCGGGGUGGGCGGGUCCGCGUGGAAAAGGCCCAGGGCUUGCGCGGCGGGCGCGCAGGGCAGCGGUCCGCCGGGGCGAGGGAUACCCAGCUCUCCCAGGAGCUCAAUUCCCGGCACAAAGGGCCUCUUCCGGUCUGAGUCUUGGGAGUCGGUUUCCCCCGUCGAAGUGAUUUCGCCCGAGUCCGCCCGGCGCGGCUGUAAAUCACCCCCCGCCCCGCAUCGCACCACCCCCCCGCCCCCGGCCGCUCUCUGGAGCCGGGGCGGGGGCGCGGGGACGCCGGGAGGCGCAGGGCUGGGCUUGCGGCCACCCGAGGCCCGCGGCCGCAGCUGGAUCGGCCGCCUCCGGAGCGGCGGCGGGGGUUAA